Cryptomeria japonica (Japanese cedar) is the source of this 3389-nucleotide messenger RNA. Its product is annotated as probable WRKY transcription factor 4. Lineage: Eukaryota; Viridiplantae; Streptophyta; Pinopsida; Cupressales; Cupressaceae. Gene Ontology annotation, molecular function: sequence-specific DNA binding; DNA-binding transcription factor activity. Bases 416 to 3133 code for a protein of 905 amino acids. The record is from RefSeq and is a predicted model, not a curated record. Gene Ontology annotation, biological process: regulation of DNA-templated transcription. The transcript is spliced from 5 exons.
UUUACAGUGAAUUAACAACACAUCUACUUCGUUGUCUGAUCAGCGUUUAUCCACAUAUAUACUCACCCACCCACGGCCCAAGCAUGGAGAAGAGGGGGGAUAUACAAUGUAUAUACGUCAUUGAAGAGAAGCCGCAUCAUGCAAGGAUGAUACCGCACCCAUUCUGAGUUCUAAUUCUCGUCCAGGCACGUUUGGGGGCAACCCAUUUCGGUUUUUGGAAGACCCACUUCGGAUUUCCAGGCACCCAGUUGGGAUUUUUCUGGGGUUUGGAGGUUCCCUCGGUGCAUGUACGUUUUUAAAAUUACAUAUGUAUGCAUUAGUGGGGAUAGAUUCUCAGACGGAUUCGAAUUCAGGGAUACCCAUUGAAACCCAUUUUGUGUUUAAUUGGCAUGCGAAGAGCUGAAAUUACUGGGUAAUGGCGGGGAGUGAAGAUAAUAACAAGAUGAGUUUUUUUGAUUGGGGUCCAAUGCACAGUCCUACAGCGCUGUUUUCGGCGUAUUUGGGGGAGGACUUCAAUCCUCGCCCGUUUUCACAGCUGCUGUCAAUGGAUUCGCCAAUGAUCCAGGAGCAGAAAUUGAAACCAUCGUCACCGUCAAGCCUUAAUUGCAGAAACAAGAGCAUCAAUCAAGUCGACCCAUUUAAUGUUUCUAGUGAUAAUAUCUUUACGACUAAUGCUGCUGUGAGUAUAGCUACCAUUAAUUCUGGAUCAACUGGCUUGGGGGAUUUUGGACAGGCGCCAAAACCGGCUUCUAAGGGGGGAUUGUCAGAGAGAUUGGCUGCUAGGGGAGGGUUUAAUACCCCGAGAUUAAAUACCGCUCGGUUUAAGUCUGUUUCUGCUCUUUCUUCGCCAAGCGGAGUAAGAUCUCCUUAUUUGACCAUUCCACCUGGUCUCAGCCCUACUACUCUGUUGGAUUCUCCUGUUCUGCUUUCCAACUCUCAGGCAGAGCAGUCUCCAACUACUGGAACAUUUCCAUUGCCUCCUUUAUUUUAUGAAAGUGGUGUACCCUCACCCAACUCUGGUUUGGAUGGUUUAAAGGACAAGGGUAAUGAGAAUGGUGAUUCAGGCUCGUUUGCUUUCAAACCCUAUGUGAAAUCUGGUUCUUCUCCGUGCCUCUCCCCUUUAGGAGGCUUGGCUGCUUUUUGCCCUGGUCAACAACAAGCUUUAGCUGGAUUUCAAGUUCAGGCAGAGUCCCAAUCCCGUUUUGAUAACUCUCAGUGUCAGGCUCAGUGUCUGGCUCAGUCGCAGUCUCUCUCCCAUGCUCAGGGUCAGGUUCAACCUUAUGCAAAAGCUCAAAAUGAGACUUACAUUCAUGCUGGUGCUCCAACUCAAACCCAGGUUCAAGCUCAAAGUGAUGUUUCUGCUGAAAACAAGGCCCAUGCUCAAGCUUAUGGUCAACCUGAAAAUCAACAGCAGGUGCAGGCUCAAGGUCAUUUUCAAGCUCAGGCCCUGGCCCAGCUUUGGGCACAGGCUGUACCAAUGUCUACUAGGACAAGAGAGCUUGUGCAACUUUCUCUACCCGAGUCAGCAGCAUCUAAUAAUGUUCUAGAUGAUGUAAAAUAUGUUGAGCCCUUACGAGUUGUUCAAAAUGGUUUUACAUCUGAAGGGAUUAUAUCUGCAGAUGAUGCAGAGCAGAAGCAAGAUGCUGAUACUGAGAUGCAGCUCGAGGAAAGGGAACAAAAAGGCCCAGUUCCCCAGACCAUAAUUGGUAGACCUUCGGAAGAUGGUUACAAUUGGCGGAAGUAUGGGCAAAAGCUUGUGAAAGGUAGUGAGUAUCCCCGGAGUUACUAUAAGUGCACACACCCAAGUUGUCAAAUGAAGAAGAAGGUGGAACGCUCUCAUGAUGGACAAAUUGCAGAGAUUAUCUACAAGGGUACACAUAAUCACUCUAAACCUCUGCCUAGCCGUCGAUCAGCGGUUGGUGCUGCUCAUAUGAUUCAUGAAGGUGUAGAAAGUACAGAUGGAUUGAAUUCUACUGUCAAAUUUGAAGGUGGAAGCAUGUGGAGAAACACAGAAUUGGGACCCAAAGAUGGUACAGAUUGCUCCAAGCCAUGGAAAAAUGAGCAUCUGGAGAGGUCCUCAUCGACUUCUGUUGUAACCGACCUCUCAGAUCCAUCCUCAGCUCAAGUACAAAGUUCCAGUCAGCUAGAGUCACUAGGUACUCCAGAGCCUUCCUCAACUCUAGCAAGUGAUGAUGAAGGAGAAGAUGAAGGUACAAAUGGUAGUAAAUCACUUGGAGACAAUGCCGAUGAAGAUGAAUCUGAUUCAAAGCGCAGGAAGAAAGAGAACAAUGCAGCGGACAUCAUUGCAGCAUCAAGAGCUAUUCGUGAACCACGUGUAGUGGUACAAACAACCAGUGAGAUUGAUAUCCUUGAUGAUGGAUAUCGAUGGCGCAAGUAUGGCCAAAAAGUGGUUAAAGGAAAUCCAAACCCAAGGAGUUACUAUAAAUGUACCAAUGCAGGAUGUCCAGUGAGAAAGCACGUGGAAAGAGCUUCACAUGAUUUGAAGGCAGUAAUCACAACAUAUGAAGGAAAGCAUAAUCAUGAUGUACCUGCUGCCCGAAACAGCAAUCAUGACAAUGUUACAAAAGGCAAUUCAAAUGGUGCGUCUGCUUCUGCCAUGCAGGCUAAUGUCCCAUCAUCUAUGGCUACUAUGCAGCGGUCUAUUCCUCAAGUACAAAAUAUUGUUGCCCAGUUUGAUGGGAAUUUGGAUUCAAGGAGUGAAUUUGGUAAACACACAUUUUAUGGGAAAGUCACAGAUGAGAGUCUGCGUCUGCAAGAAAAGAAUGCAGCAACUCUUGACUUGAGAAUGGGAGCAGGGAUGAAUUUUCGGAUGUUUGGCCUAGACAGUAAUCUUUGUGAUAAACAACAAAUAGCUGGUGGGCGACACACACUACCAAUGCAGAUGCAUGUUCCUUCGAACCAUGGAUUACCUGGCUUUGAACGACAUACUGGAAAACAAAUGAUGCCCAUUCAAUCAUAUUUUGGGCAAGCUACAGAGAGUGAUAUGAGACUUCUAAGGCCAAAAGAAGAAGCAAUAGAUGAUUCUAGCUUCAGAAAUCCAUUAUCCAUUCAUCAUACACCGAACUCAUCCCUGUACCAGCAAAUUAUGGGGAGGUUACAAAUGGGACCUUGAUUGCUAAUUCUUCUUUUGUGAGGUAAAAUUGAUAUAGGCUAUGUUAAAUUUUUUGAAAACACAAAGAUGCGUUUUGUGCAGAGUACCACAAAGUUGCAAACUAUUUGUGGUCACUCUACAUAUUUGAAAAUAAAGCAGUAUAUAUCUUUGCAGGCCUGUAAACAUAUUGUGGCCCUGAACCGAUCUUAAUUCUUGUCCAUGUAUAACUUUCUUAAUUUCAACAUUCAGAAGCAAGUGCUGCUUUUGUUGUAGCUUG